This is a messenger RNA of Chara braunii, 1420 nucleotides long. Lineage: Eukaryota; Viridiplantae; Streptophyta; Charophyceae; Charales; Characeae. The record is from the annotation of a GenBank genome assembly.
CCAACCCGUCUUCACCCGAAUCGAAUGUACGGUCAUUUUCGCCGCAUUUCUACGGAAAGGUGGUCCAGAUACGGCUACAGCGACCAUACGUUCUAUUCGGGGGAAGACAGUAGUCGGCCUGGAGUGCGGAGAUUGAACCCUCGGAAGUUACGUAUCUGUGACCAGCAGGUAGACACGUGGCUGCACAGCAAGGGGCUGACCUCUCUCUCUCUCUCUCUCUCUCUCUCUCUCUCUCUCUCUCUCUCUCUCUCUCUCUCUCCGCCCUCCCUCUUUUCGGCAGGAGACACAAUAUCUGUGAAUGGAUAUGGCAGCGAUGGAUUCUUGCGGUCACGAGAUGGCCGAUGGCCACGUCAGCAUGCCGCUACCCGCUGAAGAGAAGUUUACCGUUGCUGUGGAGGUAUGCUUGAAGGCAAACAGCACUGCACGGGCAGACGACGUGAGGCAAGCCGUUGAAAGGAUGAUGGAAAAGCGAAGCAUGGCCUACGUGGAUGGGCCCAUUCCUGUCGUGCUUGGUGAGGAUCAAUUCAUUGAUGAAAAUGUGGAGAGCAUCUGCAUAUGCGACACAGAUUCAAUCAUUGGGGACAACCGAUUCUUGCUCUUCUGGCAAAUCAAGCUCCAGAUCAAUGUUUACCAGCUUAAUGAAGACGAGCCGGGAGAGGAGACGGAAGGAGACGAAGAGAUUGCAACGUUUUACGAAUGGCAGUUGCCGUCCAAGGAUUUCCAUGGACUUUGGGAAAGCUUGGUUUAUGACAGUGGAGUAAAGCAGCGCCUUUUGAAAUAUGCUGCAAGUGCGCUGGUUUUUUCUGACAUGGGAGUUAACACAAAACUUAUCUCUUGGAACAGGGUGGUGCUUCUCCAUGGUCCACCGGGAACCGGCAAAACCUCGUUGUGUAGGGCCUUGGCGCAGAAACUCGCAAUACGAUUUCGGCAAAGAUACUCACAGGCGCAGCUUAUAGAAGUGAAUGCCCACAGCCUUUUCAGUAAAUGGUUCUCUGAGAGCGGCAAGCUGGUAACGAAGCUGUUCUAUAAAAUACACGAGCUUGUUGAGGACGGGGAGAGCCUAGUCAUUAUCCUUAUAGAUGAGGUAGAGAGUCUCACUUCUGCAAGACAGGCAGCUUUGUCUGGGUCAGAGCCAUCUGACUCUAUUCGGGUAGUGAAUGCUGUCCUGACUCAGUUGGAUGGGUUGAAGAAGCGGCCAAAUGUGAUGGUCUUGACGACAUCCAACAUCACUGGUGCAAUUGACAUAGCAUUCGUGGACAGAGCAGACAUAAAGGCGUACAUCGGCCCUCCAUCGGUGCAACCACGAUAUGAAAUCCUACGGUCAUGCAUGGCAGAACUUCAGAGAGCUGGAAUUAUAGUGUCGCCCAUGUGUCAGGGUUAAAAACCAAUUACUGAUCGGUAAUCAAUACUAAUCAUCGAU